Didymodactylos carnosus is the source of this 546-nucleotide messenger RNA. NCBI's taxonomy places the organism in Eukaryota, Metazoa, Rotifera, Eurotatoria, Philodinida, Philodinidae. The record is from the annotation of a GenBank genome assembly.
AUGCAAAGUAAAACAUCUGCUGAUUGGAAGCAAGUAGAGACACCGGUACCGGAAAGUGAUUUUAUAGACGCUGAUCAAUCAUCGUACGAAGAAAUUUAUGGUAUUGUGUCUAAUAAAGAUGAUUAUUCUAUGCCGUGUUUAACAUUUCGUUCAUGGUUAUUGGGUAUUUUAUUUACUGUUUUGAUAUCAAUACUAAACCAGUAUCUCUACUAUCGAACACGGUCAUAUUCCUUUUCACCGUUGUUAGCACUGAUAUUAACAUAUCCAUUAGGACGUUUUCUUGCCUGGACGUUACCAACAAAACAAAUAUAUAUUCGAAAAUGGUUUAUGUUUUCAUUGAAUCCUGGUCAGUUUACAAUAAAAGAACAUGCAGUCGUAUUUAUAAUGGCUUUAAUUGCUGCCGAUAAUGUACAUACAAUUGAUAUAAUUGUUGCAGUACAAAUCGUUCAUUCACAACAGAUCAAGUGGCUUUUUGGACUAUUCCUUGUCUUGUCAUCACAAAUGAUGGGUUGUGGCAUGGCUGGUAAAGAUUGUUUUUCGCAAUAG